GGCCUUACGAAGUUAAGUGACAAUAGGCAUCAUAUUUUUUAGAUUUAAUCAAGACUGCGACUGCGUUAGUAUGCAAAGCAGCAUAUUCAAAAUAUGAUGGUGGUUAUUAUCUUAACAGAAAUGUUUGAAAGAUUGAACCAGGAGUACACCACAAAAGAAAAACAAAGAUUUAUAUUUAUAUAAGCUUCAUAUCUAUGACUUCUUCGCAACUAGCGACAAGAGAUGGCCUUAGUGGCUUAUGAAAAUUUUCGAGGAAGAAGACAUACGUAAUCAGUCAAGGCUCAAUUUCCACCUCGAAAAAGUAACCCUUAAAAGGUCAAGCAAUGGCACUGGCAACGUUAUCUCGAAAUAUAUUAGUUAACGGUGCCUGGAAAUCAUCAUUCUCCAGGUCAUUGUCAGUAACACAUACGAAAUGUCAAAAGGCCCAGGAGGCAGAGGAAUUUUAUGGGAACGAGCACAGAGAAUUACAAAACUCACUUAAAAAGCUGAUUGCAACUGAGAUUAACCCUCAUGUUGAUAAAUGGGAAGCAGAAGGACAGUUUCCUGCCCAUGAAGUUUUCAAGAAGCUUGGCCAGGCUGGAUUUUUAGGAGUCACUAAACCAGAAGAAUAUGGUGGUCUGGGACUUGAUUAUCGGUACAGUGUUGCUUUGGCGGAAGCUCUUGGAAAUAUUCAUUGUGGGGGUAUUCCCAUGGCUGUGGCUGUUCAGACAGACAUGGCAACACCAGCACUAGCAAGGUUUGGAAGUGAUUUCUUAAAAAAAGAAUUCCUGGCUCCUAGCAUAACAGGAGAUAAGGUGUCUUGCCUGGGUGUCAGUGAACCUGGUGCUGGGUCAGAUGUAGCUAGCAUUCAGACCACAGCACGUCGACAAGGAGAUGACCUUAUUAUCAAUGGGCAGAAAAUGUGGAUCACUAAUGCCUGGCAAGCUGAUUGGAUGUGUUUAUUGGCAAAUACAUCUCAGGGGCCAAAUCAUCGCAACAAGUCCUUAAUAUGCUUACCCAUGGAUACACCUGGCAUUCAUUUAGCAAAGAGAAUUGACAAAAUGGGAAUGAGGUGUUCAGACACAGCACAACUAUUUUUUGAAGAUGUAAGGUUGCCAGCCAAAAACAUAAUCGGAGAAGAAGGCAUGGGAUUUACUUAUCAGAUGAUGCAGUUUCAAGAGGAAAGGCUAGCAGCAGCAGCACUAGUUCUUGCUCCAGUGGAAAUGACGAUCCAAAAUACAAUAGACUACACAAAAGAGAGGAAAGCUUUUGGACAACCCAUAAUCAAUAACCAGUAUAUACACUUUAGACUAGCUGAAUUGAUGACUGAGGUUGAAUGCCUUAGGUCUCUUAUAUACAGGGCAACAGAUCUAUAUGUGUCAGGAGAGGAUGUUACAAAGCUUGCAUCUAUGUGCAAGUUGAAGAGUGGUCGACUUGCACGUGAAGUUACUGAUGGAUGUUUGCAGUUUUGGGGAGGCAUGGGAUUUACAAAUGAGGUUCUUGUAAGCCGGUUUUACCGGGACUUGCGACUCGUUUCUAUUGGAGGUGGUGCAGAUGAGGUUAUGCUGAGUAUUAUUUGCAAGUAUAUGGGUACCCUCCCUUUGCCACCUAAAAAGAGAUGAGCAUGGGUAAAAAUGUAAUACAUAUUGAAGAUAAAUGUACAAUAUUUUUCCAGGGUUAAUAUGGGGUAAUUUUUAGCUGAAAUAAAUACAAUGCAAUAAUUGAUAAAAUGUACAAAAAUACUGUGGUGCUAUUAUUUCUAUGUUAAAAUCAAAGUAUAUAUUACUUUAAGGCAAUUUGUGUAAAGUUUAGACUAACUUAUGCCUUACAUGUAUUAAAUAUAGAUUGGUAAGCAAGA
This is a messenger RNA of Macrobrachium nipponense, 1837 nucleotides long. Its product is annotated as probable acyl-CoA dehydrogenase 6. Gene Ontology annotation, molecular function: flavin adenine dinucleotide binding; acyl-CoA dehydrogenase activity. NCBI's taxonomy places the organism in Eukaryota, Metazoa, Arthropoda, Malacostraca, Decapoda, Palaemonidae. The coding region runs from base 324 to 1601 and encodes 425 amino acids. The transcript has 8 exons. The record is from RefSeq and is a predicted model, not a curated record.